Molecule: messenger RNA, 758 nt
Organism: Marmota flaviventris (yellow-bellied marmot)
Lineage: Eukaryota; Metazoa; Chordata; Mammalia; Rodentia; Sciuridae
Source: RefSeq, a predicted model, not a curated record
UGCAGCAAGGUGGCCUUGGAGGAAGUGAAUCUACAUGCCACAGAUUGUCCUUCCAUAAGCUCAGGACUGCUCUACAUUAUGCCUGUGCCUUUGGCCACCCAGAACUGGUAGCUUUUUUAGUGAAGAAAAAUUGUAAUGUUCACCUCUGUGACCGUGAUGGCAACACACCAUUGAUGAAGGCCCUACAAUAUCUGGAAGAGAAAUGUGCAACUAUCCUUCUAGAAAAUGGUGCUGAUCCAAAUGCUCACAACAACCAAAAUGAAACUCCUCUUCACUUUGCUCUUUCUCUGAAGAAAACAUCACUAGCAGAAAAACUGCUUUCACUCAAUGCAGAUAUAGAAGCCAGAACUACGGUAUACACCAAACAUGAUUAUUUCCAAAAUAUUUAAAAUAUGUUUGUUUUAAGUGUGACAUUUUUCAACAAAUGUGGAUUUUUAAGCAGGGUUUUCUUGAUCAGAAUAAUGACAGUUAUUGAAAUUUCUGUCCAUCUUCUUCAUCAUUUUUAUCUCAUGAAUUUAUUUAAUUUACAUCUAAGCAUUGUGUCCAUAUUUAAAAUUAAGAUGACUGAUGCAGAAAUCUGGAAUCCAAGCUUCUUUUAAGAACCAAAUGAGGUCCCCUUUGAGCCAUGUUACUUGUGGUGUGGUGGGCAGAGAGUGCCUCCUACAUAGCAUAGAUGAGUGUUCUGUAGUUUGCGGCUGGCAAAAUGUAGCAUUUGCUCAGAUGAUCUAUUUUUCCUCAAUAAAUAAAUAUAUAACUCU